Messenger RNA from Eruca vesicaria subsp. sativa (arugula), 684 nucleotides. Lineage: Eukaryota; Viridiplantae; Streptophyta; Magnoliopsida; Brassicales; Brassicaceae. The record is from the annotation of a GenBank genome assembly.
AUGUUCCCCAUCUGGCUCUCCGGCAUCGUCUUCACAUCUCUCCAAUCUCAGAUUUACACCUUAUUCAUACAACAAGGACGGUCCAUGAAACGUAUCAUAGCCUCAUUUGAGAUCCCUCCCGCUACACUCGGGAUGUUCGACACAGCAAGUGUACUCAUAUGCGUCCCAAUCUACGACAAAGUCCUAGUUCCCUUUGUGAGACGGUUCACAGGUAGAACAAAAGGUUUCAGUGAUCUACAACGCAUGGGAGUUGGACUUGUUGUCUCUGUCUUGAGCAUGGCAGCUGCAGCUAUGGUUGAGACAGAGAGGCUACGUGGUGGUGGUGUUGGAGUGAUGAGUAUCUUGUGGCAGAUUCCUCAGUAUUUUCUUAUGGGAACUGCGGAGGUUUUUUUCUAUAUUGGUCAGCUUGAGUUUUACUACGAGCAGUCUCCUGAUGCGAUGAGGAGUUUGUGUAGUGCCUUGGCGCUUCUUUCUACUGCAUUUGGGAGUUACUUGAGCUCGUUGAUACUGACGCUUGUGGCGUAUUUUACUACAAUGGAUGGUCAAGAUGGUUGGAUUCCUUCUGAGGAUGUUGAUAAAGGACAUCUUGAUUACUACUUCUGGCUUUUGGUUGGUUUUGGAUCUGUGAAUGUUCCUGUUUUUGUUUUCUUCUCUGUUAAGCACUUGCAGAAGAAGGCUGCAUGA